Seriola dumerili (greater amberjack) is the source of this 1130-nucleotide messenger RNA. It is a transcript of the gene ndufs8b, whose product is annotated as NADH-ubiquinone oxidoreductase subunit 8-like. Gene Ontology annotation, biological process: mitochondrial electron transport, NADH to ubiquinone; mitochondrial respiratory chain complex I assembly. The coding region runs from base 61 to 705 and encodes 214 amino acids. The transcript has 7 exons. The record is from RefSeq and is a predicted model, not a curated record. NCBI's taxonomy places the organism in Eukaryota, Metazoa, Chordata, Actinopteri, Carangiformes, Carangidae. Gene Ontology annotation, cellular component: membrane. Gene Ontology annotation, molecular function: 4 iron, 4 sulfur cluster binding; NADH dehydrogenase activity.
CUGCGCAGUUCAGGGACCGCCGUCUGUUGUUGCUCACCGCUCACCAAAAACUUGUGAAAGAUGUCCAACGUUACUACUGUGAGUCUGCGUCUUCUCCACUGCUACUCAAAGCAAGGCACGUUUGGAUAUGGUCCUGGUGUCAUGCGCCCAUUUAGUCUGAGUGCACUGAGAGAGGGCUAUAAGUAUGUGAAUGCUCAGGAGCUGCCGACAGACCUGAGGUCCAUCACUGACCGGGCUGCAACAACCCUCCUUUGGACUGAACUUUUUAGAGGUUUGGCGAUGACUAUGAGUUACUUGUUCCGUGAACCUGCCACCAUCAACUACCCAUUUGAGAAGGGACCUCUGUCACCUCGCUUCCGUGGAGAGCACGCCCUCCGCCGCUACCCUAAUGGAGAGGAGCGCUGUAUUGCCUGUAAGCUGUGUGAGGCCAUCUGCCCUGCUCAGGCCAUUACCAUUGAAGCUGAGACUCGGGCUGAUGGCAGCAGGAGAACUACACGCUAUGAUAUUGAUAUGACCAAGUGUAUCUACUGUGGCUUCUGCCAGGAAGCUUGUCCUGUUGAUGCCAUUGUGGAGGGUCCAAACUUUGAGUUCUCCACUGAAACCCAUGAGGAGCUGCUGUACAACAAGGAGAAGCUGCUCAACAAUGGAGAUCGAUGGGAGGCUGAGAUAGCAGCCAACAUACAGGCGGACUAUCUGUACAGAUAGACUGACUGUCAUAUCUGCACACUAACCAAAAAGAAAUGUCACAUGUGAAAAUUAUAUAUCUUAUCAUUCUAUGCAGUAAAGAGAUUACUUGUAGCUUUAAAGAUAUUCCAAUGAAUUACAUACUGUAUUAACAGUGAAGCCUUGCAGCCUCAGAUUCUGUUGUCAGAGCUGAGAAAAAAUAUAAAAACGCACAAUUUAUGUCUUAUGUUUUAAAGAUGAAUGAUAUUGUACUGCAUGAUGAUGAUUUAAUAAUCUAUAAACUAUGUACCCUAUGCACAUGUCUAUGAUAGACUAUUUUCUGCUGCACUUUAAAAGCAUGGUUUAUCUGAUUUUAAUAGGUAGGACAUUUCUGAAAGAGUAUAUUUAUGUAAUGUGUUUGAUGCUAUGUAGGAAAGUGAAAUAAAUGAUGUUAAUAAAACUGUUAA